AUCGAUAAGUCGAUAGGCCACCGGCGACAAUAGCUGUAGAAAUAAGCACGUGCAGAAGACAUUUAAAUGUUGGCUUUUGUGCCAGAAAAUAGCCGCAAGAGCGUGUAGUUCGUCUCGUUUUUCAUGUAGCUGCCUGGCAACAGUGAACACCCUUUGCUGAAGACCAAAUAGUUUCAAAAGCCCCUCGCAAAAUGCCGAAAACGGCGGAAGCCCAGGGCAGCCGCAAGAAGCCCAAGAGCCCGAGUAACGGCACAGCUAAGGCCAAGAAGUCCGCCAAAUCGGACAUCAACAUGGCGGACGUGGAUUUGCUGCUGAAUCCGGGCGCCAAGCUGAGCAAGGAGCAGAAGGAGAGGCGCAGGCAGCUGGAGGACUUGGUGGCCGCCGAGUUUGAGGGGGCCACGGAAAACGGCUCUGGGGACUCCGAGGGCGAGACCAGCCCAUCCUCGCCAGAGGAGGCCCGCCCCCUGAAGGGCAAGUCCAAGGCGGCCAGGCCCACGGACCGCAAGAGACGCCUGCUAGCCGAGGAUUCCCCGCCAGCGGACACAAACAACAACAGGAAGGAGCCCAAGGCGGCCAAAGAGCCUGCCCAGGGAGCCACCUCCAGCCGCAACAAACGCCGCAGUCAGGGCCUGGAGAAGACCUCGCCGAUUCAGGUCAACGGCGAGGCUCUGGCCUGUCCCCUGGUGCGCAAAUCCCUCCCAGCAGCCAAAACAGGUGCCACCGCAUCCGGAGCACCCGCCAAAUCCUGCCCGCUGCCAAAGAAACGCAAAUCCCUGCCGGCGGGCCUGGCCAAGUCCUGUCCUCUGCCGCCCAAAAAGGACAAUGCAGCGAAAAGCCCGCAGAUUAAGCAGGAAUUGCCGGAGGAAGAUGACUUCGACGAGGAGGCAAUGGAGGUGGACACUGCCACCAGCAGCAGUAAUGGCCAUCAGGCAGAGCCUCCGGCCUUGCCCAUUGAAAUCCACAAGGCCGACAGCAUCGAAGAGGGUCGUCGCAUUCUGCAGUGGAUCCUGAAUCCCGUCAAGACCGAGCACUUUUUCGAGGACUUCUGGGAGAAGAACGCCUGCCUGGUGCAGCGCAAGAAUCCCAAGUACUACAGCGACCUCAUCUCCUUCAAGAUGAUCGACGAGAUGCUGAUCCGCCAUCGCCUGGACUUCACCAUCAACCUGGAUGUGACCAGCUACAAGAACGGCAAGCGCGAGACCCUGAAUCCCGAGGGCAGGGCCAUGCCGCCGGUCGUUUGGGGUCUGUACUCGGAGGGCUGCAGCAUUCGCAUCCUGAACCCGUCUACCUAUCUGCCGGGCCUGCGGCAGGUGUGCAGCAUACUGCAGGAGUUCUUCCACUGCCUGGUGGGGGCAAAUGUGUACCUAACGCCGCCCAAUAGCCAGGGCUUUGCCCCGCACUACGAUGACAUCGAGGCCUUUGUGGUGCAGGUGGAGGGACGCAAGCGUUGGCGGCUGUACGAGCCGCCGCAGCAGUCCGAUCAGCUGGCCAGGAUCUCGUCGGGCAACUACGAGCAGGAGCAGUUGGGCGAGCCCAUACUCGAUGAGGUGCUGGAGGCCGGCGACGUGCUGUACUUCCCCAGGGGCACCGUCCACCAGGCCGUCACCGAGGAGGAGCAGCACUCGCUGCACAUCACCCUGAGUGUGUACCAGCAGCAGGCCUACGCCAAUCUGCUGGAGAAGCUGAUGCCCAUUGUGCUGAAGAAGACCGUGGAGCAGAGUGUGGCCCUGCGCCGCGGCCUGCCGCUGCACACGUUCCACGUGCUGGGCGAGGCCCAGAGGUCCAAUCAGAGCAAAUCGCGCACUCAGCUGGUGGAGGGCAUCCAGAAGCUGGUGGGCAAGCUGGUGAUUCCCUCCGCCGAGGACAUUGAUAAGGCUGCCGAUCAGCUGGCCAAGAAGUUCCAGCACGAGGCACUGCCGCCGACCAUCUUGCCCGAGGAGAAGCUGCGCACCGUCUUCGGCUCCCGCAGCUCCACCGACGAGCAGGGCAACUGCAUCUGCGACUACGAGUUCGACGCCAAGACCUCCGUGCGUCUGCUGCGCGCCAAUAUCCUGCGCCUGGUCACCGAGGACGACGGCAGCGUGCGCAUCUAUCACCAUGUGGACAACGCCCUGGAGUACUGCAAGUACGAGCCCAUCUUCAUGGAGAUCCUGCCGGAGGAGGCGGCCGCCGUGGAGCUGCUCAUAUCGGCCUAUCCCUUCUACCUCGCGGUCGGCCAGUUGCCGCUGGAGACGGCGGAGCGGAAGGUGGAGGUCGUCACUGCGCUGUGGGAACGCGGUCUCCUGAUGACGGAAAAGCCAUUUAGUUUGUAGAAAGUCAAGGGCUGAUCCCUGGAGAACGUUAGGAAUAUAGGGCCUCAGGAAAUUGGAGAAGAUUUCUAAGAUUUCAGAUCAUUUUCCAAGGAGAAGGCAGUCUGCUGAGGGUGCCACAAAGGCAAAUAUCAACAAAUCAGUAGGAAUCUUAAAAAAAUAAGCAUAAAGUCAAUAGAAAAAAACUUUCAACUGAUAUCCAUAGUCCAUAGGCCAAGUUUUAAUUAUUUUUGUAAUCCUCAAGUUUUGCUGGAAGCCCAAUCACUUGUACUAUAUAUAAUAUAUCGAUUUGUUUAA
Messenger RNA from Drosophila biarmipes, 2606 nucleotides. RefSeq names its product bifunctional lysine-specific demethylase and histidyl-hydroxylase NO66 (gene NO66). The coding region runs from base 192 to 2312 and encodes 706 amino acids. Gene Ontology annotation, cellular component: nucleolus. Lineage: Eukaryota; Metazoa; Arthropoda; Insecta; Diptera; Drosophilidae. The record is from RefSeq and is a predicted model, not a curated record. Gene Ontology annotation, molecular function: histone H3K36 demethylase activity; histone H3K4 demethylase activity. The transcript has a single exon.